Molecule: messenger RNA, 1712 nt
Organism: Lacerta agilis (Sand lizard)
Lineage: Eukaryota; Metazoa; Chordata; Lepidosauria; Squamata; Lacertidae
Gene: CCDC174
Product: coiled-coil domain containing 174
Exons: 11
Coding region: 106-1524 (472 amino acids)
Cellular component (GO): nucleus
Source: RefSeq, a predicted model, not a curated record
UAAGCAGGAAGUAUCCGGAGACGGGGUUUCGUUUCGUUUUGUUUACUGUCUCCGCGUCGCUUGUUCUCGGCUGUCGCUGGGGCGGCCGGCGGCGGCAGCAGCAGCAUGGACAGGAAGAAGAAGCCGCUGGAUGUUACGGUUUCCUCGCUCAUAGACUUGAAAGCUGAACUUUUCCGAAAACAGGAAGAAUUCAAAAAAGAAAAACUUCUGAAAGAUGCUGGAGUCCCUGUAAAAGCUAAAGCAACAAACAAGAAGCCAAGCAUUUGGACUAAACAGAAUAAAGGUGUUUCAGAUCGAUCUGAGAAAGAUGCUGAACAAAAGAUAGAAGAGCAACAAACAUUGGACAAAUCAAGGCAGAAACUAGAAGAGAAAGCACAGCUCUAUGAGAAGAUGACAAAAGGAGACUUUCCAGAUGAAGAAACUGAGGAUUUGUACCUUGUGGAUUUCACCCAGAAGAUUAUAGACAAACGGCGAGAAGUACAGGAGCUGUGUGCAAAUGAAGCUGCUAGAAAGGCAGCAGAGAAGGCAAACAGGGAAGAAGAGAGACUUUCUGAAGCAGAAAUUCCACCUCCUCAGGACCCCACUGAAGAAUGGGUAGAUUAUGUGGAUUCCUUGGGCCGUUCUAGACGCUGUAUGAAGAAAGAUUUGCCACAUCUGCUUCAAAUGGAUAAAGAGCUUCAGGGGGAGAGGCAAAUGACAGAAGAGAAGACUUUGUUGUCUGAAGAUAUGAGAAAGGAGCUUCAGCGUCAGCAGUGGGAAAGGGAAGAAGAAGAAGCCCUAAAGAAACCUAUGGGACCAAUGCAUUAUGAGGACAUUAGAGAAAAUGAGGCCAGACAGCUUGGUGUUGGUUACUUUGCCUUUGCCCGUGAUCAAGCUUUGAGGAGAAAGCAAAUGGAAACCUUAGAAAUGCUAAGAGAACAGACUACAGACCAGAGAGCAAAACGUGAACAUUUAGCAGAGAAACGUAAGGCUGUUCUGGAAGCCAGGCUGUCCAAGCUUCGAGCGAAAAAGCGAUUGAAAGAAGGUGACACAAAGGAAAAUGGAGCAGAAGAAGUUGCUAUGCCAGCAGCAGCUGAAUCCAAGCUCAUUGAAGUGCCAAGGGUUUCUGCAGAAAACAGAAAAGUGGAAGUGAUCAUUCAGGAAAGGAAAGAUACAAAGCCGGGCGUGCCCUAUGUCCGAGAGUGGGAUAGAGGCAAAGAAUUCACUUUUGGACUGUGGUCAAAGAAGCAGGAAGAUCUCAGAAAUGAACGAGACCCAGAAUUUGCACCUCCCUCUGCUUAUUUUAUGGGUCAAAAGAGAACGCAUGACUAUAGAACCCAGAAUUGGAACAAGCCUGGAACCUCAUAUGCAAAAACAGAAACCCUGACAAGAAACCUGCCAUCCCCAUCAACUGAACCUUACAGUAGCAGCUCGCAGAGCAAUCCGUUUCCCCCCACUCAGGAACAUGACAGUGAACUGCAAAAUCAGCAGCCGGCUUACCAAACUUUAGAUGACAUGCUGUCAUACUAUAAACAAGUAACAUGAGCUUUAGAUGUUUUGAGAUUAAUCAGAAAACAGUGGGAUUCUCAGUUUUCAUUUUGUUUUAAAGCUCAAGAGAAAAGGUGUCUUGGUAGGUUAGGUAUCACAUGCCUUUUGUCAUGUAUGCAUCUUGCUGCAGCCCUUGUGCUACUUCUGUCCCCACUAGAAUUAAAGGUUUCUGUUUCUAAAGGUUA